UGCUUCUCAUGGGAGAGGGAAGGGGAGAGAAGGGCUUCUGCAGAGAGAGGCUGGGACUGAGCUGAGGUGGCUCCUGGGCUUGGAGCUGGGCAGCGUGUGCUGGGCCAGGAGGUGCCUUGGCUUGCCCAUGGUUGGGUGCAGAGCUGCUGCUCACGUGUCCCAUCAUCUGCUUGCCCCUGCCCUGUCUCCAGGUGAAGCUCUACCAUCGAGCCAUGUCCUGCUGCAACCCGUGCGUGCCCUGCCAGCCCUGCGGCCCGACCCCGCUGGCCAACAGCUGCAAUGAGCCCUGCGUCAGGCAGUGCCAGAGCUCCACCGUUGCCAUCCAGCCCUCCGCCGUGGUGGUGACCCUGCCCGGCCCCAUCCUCAGCUCCUUCCCACAGAACACCGUUGUGGGCUCCUCCACCUCCGCUGCCGUUGGCAGCAUCCUCAGCUCCGAGGGAGUGCCCAUCAACUCCGGGGGCUUUGACCUCUCCUGCAUCACCAACCGCUACUGCCGCAGACCCUGCUAAAGGUGAUGGCUGCGUCCUCAGGCAGGAACAUCCAAGACCUCACAACAUGGAUCUGGACAGGAGAUAGAGCUUCACGGCGCUGUUUCCUUCUUCCA
Messenger RNA from Strigops habroptila (Kakapo), 604 nucleotides. RefSeq names its product feather keratin Cos1-2-like. The record is from RefSeq and is a predicted model, not a curated record. The transcript has a single exon. Gene Ontology annotation, cellular component: intermediate filament. The coding region runs from base 213 to 509 and encodes 98 amino acids. NCBI's taxonomy places the organism in Eukaryota, Metazoa, Chordata, Aves, Psittaciformes, Psittacidae. Gene Ontology annotation, molecular function: structural constituent of cytoskeleton.